UGGCGAGCGCUGCAUGCGCUGCAACCACUCGAAAAUUCAGAUGGUCAUCUUCGGAACGCUAGGGCCGACGAGCAAUUGAUUUCACCCCAUCUUCUCAAUGUUUCAGCAUCACAGACAAAGACGACGCUUUUUUGCCACGACGACUCUAUCGGCAAUGUGUGCUUGCUUGAUUCAAGCGUUUGUCAAUGUGUCAUCCUCCUAGCACAGUUGAAGUGACUCCUCGGACCCUACCGCCAGCAAUUCGAAAAGAUGCACUUACUCGGCCACGUCUAAUCGUUGUCAGUGCCACCUCAGCCAGUCCGAGCACUAGACCGCUGCUUUGGCAGUCGGUAUCCCCCAGGGUGCCAGGCCAAGACGUCAGACAUGAAAGCGCAAUGGCACUUCUAGAGGAUCCUUACUGCUCUAGCAACACGACAAUGUAUGUCUCAAACAUCUUAUCAGAUGCCAGAACACGAACAACCUUACGAUUCUUUGGCCAGUGAACGGCUCUCUUGGACACUGCUGUGUCUUGCUC
This is a messenger RNA of Colletotrichum godetiae, 514 nucleotides long. RefSeq lists its product as uncharacterized. The record is from RefSeq and is a predicted model, not a curated record. The transcript has a single exon. The coding region runs from base 186 to 482 and encodes 98 amino acids. Lineage: Eukaryota; Fungi; Ascomycota; Sordariomycetes; Glomerellales; Glomerellaceae.